Cricetulus griseus (Chinese hamster) is the source of this 1106-nucleotide messenger RNA. The record is from RefSeq and is a predicted model, not a curated record. NCBI's taxonomy places the organism in Eukaryota, Metazoa, Chordata, Mammalia, Rodentia, Cricetidae.
AGGGAGGGGCUUGAGGCCCAGUGCAUGCCGGGAUGGCUGCGGGCGGCCCUUGCACUUCAAUCAUGGUGGCCGCUGUCGCGUCCGGCUUGUGGCUCUUGGCUACGCUGCUUCUCCCUGCGGCCGCGGUCUACGAAGAUCAAGUGGGCAAGUUCGACUGGAGACAGCAGUAUGUCGGGAAGCUCAAGUUUGCCUCCUUAGAAUUUUCCCCUGGAUCCAAGAAGUUGGUCGUGGCCACAGAGAAGAAUGUGAUUGCAGCAUUAAAUUCUCGUACUGGAGAGAUCUUGUGGCGUCAUGUUGACAAGGGCACAGCAGAAGGGGCUGUGGAUGCCAUGUUGGUUCACGGACAAGAUGCAAUUACUGUAUCCAAUGGAGGGCGAAUCAUGCGUUCUUGGGAGACUAACAUCGGGGGCCUGAACUGGGAGAUAACUCUGGACAGUGGCAGUUUCCAGGCACUUGGGCUGGUGGGCCUGCAGGAGUCAGUGAGGUACAUUGCAGUUCUGAAGAAGACAACUCUCACCCUCCAUCACCUCUCCAGUGGGCACCUGAAGUGGGUGGAACAUCUUCCAGAAAGGUAAGGCAGUCUCCUUCCAAGUGAUGACUAUCUUGUCCCAAUCCCCGCAACACUCUCCAUCUCCUUGAGGCUGCUUGGCCAGGUACCCUCCUGUUGGCAUCACAUGGGAGUGGAAAGGUUGUGGCUACAUACUUGGAGUGUACUUGGUAUGGUGGAGAAAAUUCAAACUGGGGCAUUAGAGCUGCCACAUAAGGAAGGUGCUCCUGCUCAUGCACACAGUGCUCCGGGCCUUUCAACUGCUACCUCCCAUUAUUCUGAAUCUUUCUUCAUGGUAAGACUCAGAAUGACAGGCAGGGGCUGAGGGAGGCUCGAAGUGGUUUCUAGAGGUCCUGGGCAUUGGAAGCAUGAAAGCCAGGAAGGAACAGGAUAGCUAGAAGGUCAGGCAAGGGUUGGCUGCCACUUGCAACUAUUUCCAAAAAGCUUAGAGCAGGGAUCAAAAGUCAAAUUGCUAAAGUUAAGAUGAAGAUAUGGCAUGCAAAAGGCCCUACAUUUGAUUCUUAGCCUUGCCAAAAAAAAAAAAAAAAAAAAAAAAAAA